Molecule: messenger RNA, 1286 nt
Organism: Salvia hispanica
Lineage: Eukaryota; Viridiplantae; Streptophyta; Magnoliopsida; Lamiales; Lamiaceae
Product: glycosyltransferase BC10-like
Cellular component (GO): membrane
Molecular function (GO): glycosyltransferase activity
Source: RefSeq, a predicted model, not a curated record
GGAUGAAAAAAAAUGCUCCUAUUUCUUCCAUAAAUUCUCUUAUGAGUGGCUUCUCUGUUCAUGACUGAAUUGGGAUCAAGACUAAUGAACAGAACAACACUUCCCUAAGUAUAGAAUCCAUAAAUUGAGUUAGUUAGAAAGAGAUGCAAUCUAGAGUGAGCACAUUAGAGGAAGGCCAAGUUCCUCCAAGGAUUAUUAUACACCAACACAACAAGCAUCUGCCUCUUAGGCUGCUGCUUCUCUUCCUCUUGUUAGGAGUAGGCCUAGUGUUUCUCUAUGUCAGUAUGUAUACCUACGGCUGCAUCCGCAUCCACGACUUUUCCUCCUCCAGGAUCCACACCCACCAGGCCUGCGUUCAACGCUUGGCGAGCUGGACUAGGCCUCCAUUGACCCUCGUGCACGAGAUGAACGACACAGAGCUGUUCUCGUGCGCCUCAUCAUCGCUUAACAAGCUCCCCUCCAACAGGACUCCCAAGAUUGCAUUCAUGUUCUUGACAAGGGGGCCUCUUCCCCUCUCCCCUCUCUGGGACAAGUUUUUCCAAGGCAACGACCGCCUUUACUCAAUCUACAUCCACUCCUCGCCUACCUAUGAUCCCGAUUUUGACCCUUCUUCCCCCUUCUAUGGCAGGCAGAUACCUAGCCAGGUUGCUGAGUGGGGGAGGAUGAGCAUGUGUGACGCGGAGAGGCGCCUCCUUGCCAACGCGCUGCUGGAUGUCUCGAACGAGUGGUUCGUUCUCGUGUCUGAAGCAUGCAUCCCACUCAAAAACUUCAGCACCAUCUACACUCACAUCUCCCAAUCCCACUUGAGCUUCCUUGGGGCCUUUGAUGAGGACAGUCCGAACGCCCGGGGGCGCUACAACUGGGGGAUGGAGCCAGAGGUGAACCUCUUGGACUGGCGAAAGGGGUCCCAGUGGUUCGAGCUCAGCAGGAAGCUGGCAGUGGACGUUGUCCGGGACACCUUCUACUACCCCAAGUUUAAGUACUUCUGCAGGGCGGACAGCUGCUAUAGUGAUGAGCAUUACCUGCCCACAAUGCUGACCCUGCUGUCGCCGCGCCUCCUUGCCAACCGGACCCUCACGUGGGUCGACUGGUCAAGGGGGGGGCCCCACCCGGCCUUGUACGACGUGGGGGAGCUGACCGAGAACUUCUUCAAGGAUGUUGUUGAUGGUGAAUCGUGCAUGUACAAUAAUCACACUACCAAUCUAUGUUUUAUGUUUCUAAGGAAGAUUGCUCCUUCUGCUUUGGAUCAUUUGAUGAGCAAUUCGUUGGAGUUUUUCGGAUAUUGA